CCUAUCCGCCCGACUCUCGUCCCCGGGGCUCCAAUCAGCGAAGUCGUCUGUCUCGCUCGCAGCGCUCCCGUCAAGGCGAUCUCUUCUAUUCUCCAUUCUUCUCCUCCGAUCUCUCUACGCCAGAGCCCGCCCAGUUAACCAGAUUCCCAGCUCACCCGAAAUCCAAAUCCCAAACCCUAUUUAUACCCUCCACGCCAGCAUCCAUCCAGGCGAAGUAGUCCGUCGAGGAGUGGAGUAGGGAGAGCAGGGGUUGGUGACAGCUAACUGCGGCGAUGGCCUCCGCCAACUACCUCCCGGUGCUCGUCCUGCUGCUCUCUGCUUCUGCUGCUGCUGCUGCGGCGGCGGCUACGGGUGUCGAGCGGGAGGGGAACCUGUCGGCGGCCUACGAGCCGCUGUUCGAGGCGUGGUGCGCGGAGCACGGGAAAGCGUACGCGUCACCGGGGGAGCGCGCGGCGCGGCUCGCGGCCUUCGCCGACAACGCGGCCUUCGUGGCGGCGCACAACGCCGGCGGCGGCGGCGCGGGCGGGUCGAACGCGGCGCCUUCGUACACGCUCGCGCUCAACGCGUUCGCCGACCUCACCCACGCCGAGUUCCGCGCCGCGCGCCUCGGCCGCCUCGCUGUCGGAGGGGCGCGCGCGCCGCCGUCGGAGGGGGGAUUUGCCGGCAGCGUCGGCGUCGGAGCCGUGCCCGAGGCGUUGGACUGGAGGCAGAGCGGCGCGGUCACCAAGGUCAAGGACCAGGGCAGCUGCGGUGCUUGCUGGAGCUUCUCAGCUACAGGUGCCAUCGAAGGCAUAAACAAGAUCAAGACGGGCUCUCUCAUCAGCCUUUCUGAACAGGAACUAAUUGACUGUGACAGAUCCUACAAUGCUGGCUGUGGCGGUGGGCUCAUGGACUAUGCUUAUAGGUUUGUGAUUAAAAAUGGUGGAAUUGACACGGAGGAUGAUUACCCAUAUCGUGAAGCAGAUGGAACAUGUAACAAAAACAAAUUAAAGAGGCAUGUGGUAACAAUUGAUGGCUACAGUGAUGUACCUGCUAAUAAGGAAGACUCGUUACUCCAGGCUGUUGCCCAGCAACCUAUUAGUGUUGGAAUAUGUGGCAGCGCUAGAGCCUUUCAGCUAUAUUCUCAGGGUAUCUUCGAUGGUCCAUGCCCAACAUCUCUUGAUCAUGCAGUGCUAAUUGUGGGAUAUGGUUCUGAAGGUGGCAAGGAUUAUUGGAUUGUGAAAAAUUCUUGGGGUGAAAGAUGGGGAAUGAAGGGCUAUAUGCAUAUGCACCGAAAUACUGGCUCGUCCUCAGGUAUCUGUGGUAUAAACAUGAUGGCGUCGUUCCCAACAAAAACAAGCCCGAACCCCCCUCCUUCACCAGGCCCUGGUCCAACCAAAUGCAGCGCUUUUACUUCCUGCCCUGAAGGAUCCACCUGUUGUUGCUCCUGGCGUGCAUUGGGAUUUUGCCUUUCUUGGAGCUGUUGUGAACUGGAUAACGCAGUUUGCUGCAAGGAUAACCGUUCUUGUUGCCCCCAUGACUACCCUAUAUGUGACACAGAUAGGGGACGGUGCUUGAAGGCUAACGGCAACAUCUCCAGUGUGGUGGGGGUUAAGAGGAAGCAAGCUUUCUCCAAGGUUCCUUAUUGGAAUGGUUUGUUGGAACUUCUCGAUAGCGGCAAUGGAAAGAGCCCCAUAGUGGUUGGGCCUUGGGGAGGCACAGGAGGAUACCCUUGGGAUGACGGUGUGUACACGACGAUACGCCAGUUUGUGAUCACCCACGGAGCAGCUAUCGACUCCAUCAGAAUCGAGUAUGACCUGAAGGGAAACUCAGUCUGGUCAAAGACGCAUGGGAGUAAUGAUGAAGGGUCAGAAAUAGAUAAGGUGAAACUAGAUUUUCCUGAAGAAAUUCUUGUGUCUGUAAGUGGCCACUAUGGAUCAGUCUGCGGGACUCCAGUUAUCAUAAGAUCACUGACAUUUCAGAGCAACCAUACCAAGUAUGGGCCUUUUGGAACUGAAGAUGGGACACCUUUCUCACUUCCAGUGAGUAGUGGCAAGAUUAUUGGUUUUCAUGGAAGAUCCGGGUCGUAUCUUAGCUCAAUAGGCUUUUACCUGAAGCAAGUGCAUGUUCCAAAUGCCUCAAGUUAUCCAUCCUCACCUCAAAGUCAAAGGCUCCCAGCUGCAUAUAAAAAUGGUUAUAGUGUGGCUGAGAGCGGUCUUGAACAUGACAUGGUCCUUGCUGUGCGAGAUAGAGGUGACAGCUAUGCCGUUUAUUCUAGCAAUUACCCUAAGCAGCAGUAUACAAAUCCAUCUCCAUACUACAAUGAUGGGGCUCUCUGGAAUAAGAUGGUUUCUUUUCCUAGUUCAUACAGAGAGAGGGGGUCCGCAACAAUGAACAGCCAUGACACACAUGGCCCCUGGGGUGGAAGUGGCGGCACCAUCUUUGACGAUGGCAUAUACACCGGUGUGUGGCAGAUCAAUUUGACACGAGCGGUGGGUGUUACUUCUAUGAAGGUAUUGUACGAUCGACACGGGCAGGCGGUAUGGGGCAACAAACAUGGAUUCAGUGGAGGUGUUCCGGCCGACAAGAUAGCGUUCGAUUUUCCAUCAGAGAUCUUGACUCACAUAACUGGGUUCUACGGUCCAACAAUGAUCAUGGGCCCAACGGUGGUCAGAUCGCUUACGUUCCACACAAACAAGCGGAGAUAUGGACCUUACGGGGACGAAUACGGCACAUACUUCUCCACAAGCUUUACCAAUGGGAGAAUAGUAGGAUUCCAUGGCAGGGAUGGCUGGUACAUUGACGGCAUCGGCGUUCAUGUCCAGGAGGGCAAGGUGGCAGCACACAGAGCCAGUAGGAGGGUGACCGGAACAAGCCCGUCUUCUUCGCCCUACAACAUGGUUGCACAAGCACCGAGCGAUAUUGACGAAGAGGUUCCUUAUAGUGUCAUGGUGAAAGAGCCCGUUCCGAUGGGGCCGGGGCCGUGGGGCGGGGAAGGAGGCAUGCCGUGGGACGACGGCGUUUACACCGGCGUGAAGCAGGUCUACGUCACGCGGGGCGCCUUCAUCGGGUCGAUACAGAUCCAGUACGAGCGCAGAGACCAGCAGUCGGUGUGGUCGGCGAGGCACGGCACCAGCGGCCACAUCACGCACAGGGUGAAGCUGGACAGCCCCCACGAGGUGCUGACGAGCGUGCGAGGGUACUACAACACCGGUGGGGAAGAUGGCGGGCCGCGGGUGCUGCGGUCCAUCACGUUUGUGAGUAACAGGGGAAGGUAUGGGCCGUUUGGGGAUGAAGUUGGUGUGUACUUCUCGUCGCCGGCGACAGUGGAAGGGAAGGUGGUGGGGUUCCAUGGCCGGAGCGGGCAGUAUCUGGACGCCAUCGGGCUGCACAUGCAGCACUGGCUUGGGGACGCCCGGGGCCCCGCGCCGAAGUACGUCCUCUCCAAGUACCUCUUCUGAUGAUCUUAUCUCAUCCGGGACGCGUAGUUGGAGUUAGGAGGCUAUAUGAGAUUCGAUUGGUUUUGAGAUUGGAUUUCUUUUUCACGCUGCGAAAGCCAGAAGAUAUAUUUAGUUCCUUCUUUUUUUAUCCUUAUUAUCAAAGAAAAAUGUGGUGUUGCACCGAUGAUCUGAAUGCCUCUACGCAAAUCUUGAGCUAUUCGUUGGCUGGCUGUUGUGUGCAUUUGCCGACGUGUUUGAAUCAGGCCCUUGCACUGGCCGCACAGCUAGGAUGGUUUCAUGGAGAAAAUUCCAUAUGUACCA
Messenger RNA from Brachypodium distachyon (stiff brome), 3740 nucleotides. RefSeq names its product jacalin-related lectin 3. The coding region runs from base 273 to 3440 and encodes 1055 amino acids. The transcript has 10 exons. NCBI's taxonomy places the organism in Eukaryota, Viridiplantae, Streptophyta, Magnoliopsida, Poales, Poaceae. Gene Ontology annotation, molecular function: carbohydrate binding; cysteine-type peptidase activity. The record is from RefSeq and is a predicted model, not a curated record. Gene Ontology annotation, biological process: proteolysis.